AUGCCCCUCGAUAUAGAAGAGAUCCUUCGAAAAAAGAAGGCGGCUGAUGCUGCUGCGGCCAAGCCCAGAUUCAUCCCCAAGGCGGAACGCGAACGACUAGCAGCCGAGAAGGCGAAGCAAGAGGAAGAAGAGAAGAAGCGCAAGGCCGCCGACGAUUCACAAAAGCGACUACAGGAAGAGAGAAAAUGGGAAUCCCGCGCAAAUGGCCUGCCAGCCUCCAACGGCGCCCCCAACGGCAUCGCGCCUCCCACAGGCCCGAGGGCGAUGAACCAACCAGCUGGAGGCAGUGGUAGCGGCAGAGGCCGAGAUGGACGAGAUGGGCGAGAUGGGCGAGAAGGAAAGAAGAAUUCAAAGACCGAAGGCGUCAAGCGCUCGGCGGCGGAGAUUGAGGACUCGCUGCUGCGGUCGCGCUACCUUGGCCCCGAGGUCAACCAGCAGUCGACUUUUUCGGCCAAGAAGAAGCGAAUGCGGACGACGGAGAAGAAGUUCAACUUUGAGUGGGAUGCAGACGAAGACACAUCGAGAGACAACGACCCGCUGUACAUGAGCCAGAGCGUCAACAGAGGCGGCUCCCUGGCGGGCGUGGGCGGCGAGUUCGACAAAGAGGCCGAGCAGCGAGCGCGCAAGCGAGCAAAGAUGAUUGAGCAGCGCGAUCUGGAACACGGCAAGGAGCGAGCAAUAGGAAUCAUGGAAGACUUUUACAGGGCGCGCGACAGGGCGAAGGAGAGGGCUGAGAGGACGGGCCUGGGGCGGCACUGGUCGGACAAGGACCUCAACGAGAUGCGCGAGCGAGACUGGCGCAUCUUCAAGGAGGACUUUGGCAUCUCGACUAAGGGCGGCGCGAUUCCCAACCCUAUGCGCAACUGGCAAGAAUCCGGGCUGCCGCGACGGCUGCUUGACAUCGUGGACAAUGUUGGCUACAAGGAACCCUCUGCUAUUCAGCGAGCAGCCAUCCCCAUUGCCUUGCAAGCCCGCGAUCUUAUUGGUGUUGCCGUCACAGGUUCCGGUAAAACUGCCGCUUUCCUACUGCCCCUUUUGGUGUACAUUUCGGACCUGCCGCCCCUCACAGAGGCCAACAAGAACGACGGCCCGUACGCGCUCAUCAUCGCGCCGACCCGUGAACUGGUGCAGCAGAUUGAGACCGAGGCGAGAAAGUUCGCCGAGCCGCUCGGCUUCAGGUGUGUUAGCAUCGUUGGUGGACAUUCGCUGGAGGAGCAGGCCUUUGCCCUGCGCAACGGCGCGGAGAUUAUCGUCGCGACGCCGGGUCGUCUCGUCGAUUGCAUUGAGAGAAGACUUCUUGUUCUCGUCCAGUGCUGCUACAUCAUCAUGGACGAGGCUGAUCGAAUGAUUGACCUUGGUUUCGAGGACUCGGUCAACAAAAUCCUCGAUGCCUUACCCGUAUCCAACGAGAAGCCGGAUACAGACGACGCCGAAAACGCCCAGCUCAUGAAGCGCUACGUGGGAGGCAAAGACCGCUAUCGCCAGACAAUGAUGUACACGGCCACCAUGCCUCCGCUGGUCGAGAAGAUUGCCAAAAAGUACCUCCGUCGCCCCGCCAUCGUCACCAUCGGUAACGCCGGCGAGGCCGUCGACACUGUCGAGCAGCGCGUCGAGUUCGUCUCCGGCGAGGACCGGCGCAAGAAGCGGCUGCAGGAGAUCCUGUCCUCCAACGUCUUCGCGCCGCCCAUCAUCGUCUUCGUCAAUAUCAAGCGCAACUGCGACGCCGUCGCGCGCGACAUCAAGUCCAUGGGCUGGUCCGUCGUCACGCUGCACGGAUCCAAGACGCAGGAGCAGCGAGAGGCCGCGCUCGCGUCCGUCCGCUCGGGCCAGACGCAGGUCCUCGUUGCGACCGAUCUUGCUGGUCGUGGUAUCGACGUGCCGGACGUCUCGCUCGUCAUCAACUUCAACAUGGCUACCAACAUUGAGAGCUACACCCAUCGUAUCGGUCGUACUGGUCGUGCUGGAAAGAGUGGUGUGGCUAUUACCUUCCUGGGUAACGAGGACUCGGAUGUGCUGUAUGAUCUCAAACAGAUCUUGAGCAAGAGCUCCAUCUCCAAGGUACCGGACGAGCUCAAACGACACGAGGCGGCGCAGUCGAGGCCGGUUCGCGGCGGAGCUAGCAAGAAGGACGAGGCUGCUGCGUCCGAAGGGGCCAAAGGAGGUGGCGGCAAGGGAACUUGGUAA
This is a messenger RNA of Trichoderma virens Gv29-8, 2184 nucleotides long. RefSeq lists its product as uncharacterized. Bases 1 to 2184 code for a protein of 727 amino acids. The record is from RefSeq and is a predicted model, not a curated record. Gene Ontology annotation, biological process: mRNA splicing, via spliceosome. Gene Ontology annotation, cellular component: catalytic step 2 spliceosome. Gene Ontology annotation, molecular function: RNA binding; ATP binding; RNA helicase activity. NCBI's taxonomy places the organism in Eukaryota, Fungi, Ascomycota, Sordariomycetes, Hypocreales, Hypocreaceae. The transcript has a single exon.